Messenger RNA from Miscanthus lutarioriparius, 2316 nucleotides. Lineage: Eukaryota; Viridiplantae; Streptophyta; Magnoliopsida; Poales; Poaceae. The record is from the annotation of a GenBank genome assembly.
AUGGAGGAGGAAGCGCCACCUGCGCCCACGGCGGACAGCACCCAGGGCGCUCCGGUGCUUCCCACGGAGCUCGUCACGGAAAUCCUCGCCCGGCUGCCGGCCAAGUCGGUGGGCCGCUUCCGCUGCGUCUCCCACGCGUGGCUCGCCAUGCUCUCGUCCGCCUAUUUCGUCGAUCUCCACUUGCGGCGAGCCAAUCGGCCGGACCACCCCAGACUGCUCCUCACAGCGGUAGGGUCCGCCUACGACGACCAUCUCCACUCGUGGCGGCCCGGUGGUGCUGUCCAGAAGCUCAUGCCCGACGAUUUAUCGGAUGGGAUAAUCGUGCCUCUCACCAGGCCUUGCCGUGGCCUUAUCCUCGUUCGCGGCACCGACUACAACGGGUACUUCGUCUGCAAUCCUUCCACUGGUGACGUCCUGCCUCUCCCAGAUACCAAGGCGACGAUGAAGAUGAUCUGGCGGGCUAAAUUGUUUCAGUCCCAUCCGCCGCCGCACUUCUUUGAGGUAUCUUACGGCCUUGGUUACUGCAAAGCGAGGAAGGAAUUCAAGGUGGUGCGUUUGUUCUGCAACCCUGAGAGUGAAACUGGAAUGGCAAGCUCCACAAGCUGCGACUUGUUUGUGCUCAACAAGCCUGCAUACUGGAGGCCAGCUGGUGAACAGCCUCCUUUGUGUUGGGUGGAGGAGAAGAAACCGGCUGUUUCCUUAAAUGGGUAUCUGCACUUCCUCUGCCGAGAUGGUGGCAUUGUCACUUUCAGUAUCAGCAAUGAGACCUUUGGUUCCUUGCCACCACCGUUAGGUUUCGAGCCUGCACCAUCUGUGAUGACAGAGCUGGAUGGAUGCUUAUGCCUGUGCUAUGGAGAACCAGAUAGUGAAGAUCUUUAUCGUGUAUGUGUCCUACGAGAUUACAAUGAAGCCCGCUGGGAGACGCUGUGUUGCAUUGAUCGAACCUCUUGGCCAGACUCUGAGCGCACGCUCCUGGACUCGCUCUGGAUGGCCCCGUUAGGCAUAUAUUACUCAGAUGGUGAACAAAAGAUCAUGUUCGGGACAGGUUCUUGCAAGGUGUUUGCGGUGGACCUAGAUGGUAAUGCCCCACAAAUUUUAUUCACUCCAGAUGAGACCAUCAUUGGCUGUUGUGAGGAUGACAAUAUCCCAGCACUAGGUCUGUAUGAGGAGAGUCUUGUCCCUGUGGGCUGCACAAUUGAAGAGAUAAUUUCCUCGUCACCAACAACUGAAGCCUGGUUCAACAUCCUCAAGUGGCUACCGCCACGCUCUAUUUUGGAGUUGAGCUUGGUUUGCAGAGAGUGGCGUGCAAUGAUCAUGACAGAUCACUUUAUCCAAUCACAUGUUAUUCACGCAAACUUGAAUAAGAGCCCUAGGAUCAUGUUCAUCAUGGAUCCCCGCUUUGGUUCCUAUUGGGAUCUAGAGAAAUUCACUGAUGAACAGAGACCGCACAUGUUUGCUAAACUUGUAUGUUCCCCCCAGCCUGUCCAUGGCCUUAAUGUGGGGAGCUGUGCUUCCUGGGAUUUCAUAUGCAAUCCUGCCAUAGGGUAUUGUAAGCACAUAUCUUUUGAUGAUAAUGAUGGAACCUUGUUUGCUGGCCGUAUUGGGUUAGGAUAUGAUUCAGAGAUUAACAAGCAUGUUGUGGUGCAUAUUACCUACAAAGAGAAGAACCUGGAAACAAGAUAUUAUGAGCUACAAUGCAAAAUGCAAUAUGUUAAUGAUGAGCAAUGGCGUCAAGUAGACCCUCCUCCUAGACCUGUAAGUGCCACCCCACCUGCUUUUGUCAGUGGCAAGAUUUACUGGUUGGUAGAACCAAAUCUUGGACCAGUUUCUGCAACAUGUGAAAUCGUGUCAUUCAAUGUCAAGACAGAGGAAUUUGAAGUCCUGAAAGGUCCACCAUGCAGCCAUGACUGUGGGCAAAUGACCAUCCUCCAGCUUCAGAGUGCACUUUGUGUGGCUUAUUCGGAUCAGAGUGUGAACACAAUUGAUGUAUGGAUGAUGAAAGAUUGUGACCUCUGGUUAGUGGAGUAUCACAUAGAGCUUGAGAAGUUCUUACCAGAUUGCUCGUUGGAGAACACUACACCGUUGGCUAUUGAUCCAAAGGAUGGACGGAUUUUGCUCAAUGCAGGUUGGUCAUUAGGCUACUAUGAUCCCAAGACGGCAGAAAUUGAAACCAUCUACAGCAUGAACAUCUUAGAUUAUAGCUACAAAUUGUGCUCUAUUAUCUGCCAUGAAAGUUUGGUGUGGCCGUUUAGUUUAGCCCGUCAUAAUCUUGGGGUAUGCACGAAAAAUACAAAACAGUACCAUGUGGACUUCUGA